CUCGCCCAGCUCUUUGUCAUAAUUAGCAUCACACAAAACAUUAACAUUCCAUUGAAUUCAAUUUCGAUGGCUCCUACCACUCUCACAGCUCUUGCACAAGAGAAAACCCUUAAUGCCAAAUUCGUUCGCGACGAAGAUGAGCGUCCUAAGGUGGCCUACAACCAGUUUAGCAAUGAAAUUCCGGUGAUUUCACUGGCCGGAAUCGAUGAAGUUGAUGGCAGAAGGGCUGAAAUUUGCAAGAAAAUUGUUAAAGCAUGUGAAGAUUGGGGUAUUUUUCAGGUUAUUGAUCAUGGUGUUGACACUAAGCUUAUAUCUGAUAUGACUGGACAUGCAAGAGAUUUUUUCGCUUUGCCUCCGGAAGAGAAGCUCCGGUUUGAUAUGUCCGGCGGCAAGAAGGGCGGAUUCAUUGUCUCCAGCCACCUCCAGGGAGAAGCAGUUCAAGAUUGGCGUGAAAUUGUGACAUACUUUUCAUACCCAAUUAAGAACCGAGAUUAUUCACGGUGGCCCGACAAGCCAGAAGGAUGGAGAGAUGUAACAAAGGAGUACAGUGAGAAAUUGAUGGGUGUUGCAUGCAAGCUUCUUGAGGUUUUAUCUGAGGCCAUGGGAUUAGAGAGGGAAGCUUUAACUAAAGCAUGUGUGGACAUGGACCAAAAAGUUGUGGUCAAUUUCUAUCCGACGUGCCCAGAACCCGAUCUCACCCUUGGACUAAAACGCCACACCGAUCCAGGAACCAUCACACUCUUGCUUCAAGAUCAGGUCGGUGGACUCCAGGCCACUCGAGAUAACGGCAAUACUUGGAUCACCGUUCAACCUGUUGAAGGAGCUUUUGUGGUCAACCUUGGUGAUCAUGGUCAUUAUCUGAGCAAUGGGAGGUUCAAGAAUGCGGAUCACCAAGCAGUGGUGAACUCAAACCGUAGCAGAUUAUCCAUUGCAACAUUUCAGAACCCAGCACCAGAAGCAACAGUAUACCCACUGAAGAUCAGAGAAGGGGAGAAGCCGAUACUGGAGGAACCAAUCACAUUUGCAGAGAUGUACAGGAGGAAGAUGAGCAAGGACCUUGAGCUUGCCAGACUAAAGAAAUUGGCCAAGGAGCAGCAGUUGCAAGACUCUGAGAAAGCCAAAUUGGACGCCCAGCCCAUAGAUAAGAUCCUUGCUUAACUUAUCUCUACCAAUUUCCUAUAUAUUUUGCUUGUAUUUGAAUUCUGUAUGACUUGGUGAAGUUGUGUAAUUGUUUGUCAGUGACCCAA
Molecule: messenger RNA, 1247 nt
Organism: Pistacia vera
Lineage: Eukaryota; Viridiplantae; Streptophyta; Magnoliopsida; Sapindales; Anacardiaceae
Product: naringenin,2-oxoglutarate 3-dioxygenase
Exons: 3
Coding region: 67-1158 (363 amino acids)
Source: RefSeq, a predicted model, not a curated record